This is a messenger RNA of Phanerochaete carnosa HHB-10118-sp, 1500 nucleotides long. RefSeq lists its product as uncharacterized. The record is from RefSeq and is a predicted model, not a curated record. Lineage: Eukaryota; Fungi; Basidiomycota; Agaricomycetes; Polyporales; Phanerochaetaceae. The transcript is spliced from 2 exons. The coding region runs from base 1 to 1500 and encodes 499 amino acids.
AUGGAUAGACCUCCCAGGACUCCCAACCCGGCUGCGCCACAUCAGGCAACACUGGAGGAUUUAAUGAACCUUAUGGGCACGCUCAUCCAGAAUGUAAAUGCCCUCACGGUCAUGGUGAAUCAGUUUAUUACAAGUGCGUGCUCGCCGGCCGCAUCGGUUUCUUCCACUUGGUCCCGGUCUUUUGUCGAGAAACCCUCUACCUUCAACGGCAAGUUGUCAGAAAAAGCUAGGCUCUUCCGCAGCGCGUUCCAUAUCUAUGUCCGAGGCAAUAAAGAAAUAUUCGCCCUACGAGACGCCAACGAAGCCAUCAUCCUCGACACCUCCGGUAACUGGACAAUGGACCCGCUUAAAAUGAUCACUGGCAUCCUUUCUUUUAUGACAGAUGACGCGGCAGUCUGGGCACGCCCCCAUAUCGAGGACCUUUCGGAUGGUCGUACCCCGUUCAACUCCUCUUGGUCGGAGUUUGUCAAACAAUUCUCAGCCAAGUUCAAACCCGUCAAUGCAAAGAACGAGGCCAAGCAGAAGCUCAUGUCGAUCAAACAAGGCAACAGGACAUUCACGGACUACCUCUCCGACUUCGAGAUGUACUCGCGUCACACCGGCUGGUCAGACAAUGACCUCUACGAUCGUCUCAAGUCUGGCAUGAGUUCAGACUAUUUCAAUAGGCUGUCCUACUUUGCCCCCCUGGCCACGGAUUACAAUUUGGUAAAAAGUUACGGAGCAACAAUCGACCUGCAGAAAGCAGACCUGGCGGCUAAUCAAGGCAAACCAGUCUCGCAACCUCAGUCAUCAACAACACGCUCCUCGGGCUUUUGCGACCCCAACGCCAUGGACAUCGACGCUAUGGAAAUCUCCGCCACGCGUUUCAACAAUCUCUUCCAGGGCCUCAAGGACCCUGCGGAGAUCAAGAAACAAUACAACAAGCUCAUGGUCGGUCGCUGCCGCGUUUGCAGUUCCAAAGGUCAUAAGGCAGAUGGCGCACACAAGGAUACCAGCGCCGGUGCAAUCACAUACUACGCUAAGCUCAAAGUCAAAAUCAGAUUGCGAGCCCCCGAGGAAUACGACUUCUUCAUCACAGACAUUGGCCCCGAAAACAUCAUCCUCGAAUUACCGUGGCUAAAGAAAGUCAACCCCACCAUAGACUGGGAAACAGGCAAAAUGACGCUUCCUGACAGCUCAGAAGCAUCGCCUGACUCUCCUGUGUCGCCAAGUUUAAACAAAGUUGAAGCUAAUCGAGCAGAACGCCGGGCCUGGGUGAAGGCCGGUAUACUCGAUAACGCCACAGACAAAGUUUAUUGCCUAGCAGGCUACACUUAUUCUCAGAAAGUAGCUGUCAAGCAAAAUAAGGAAAAGUAUUUGAAGACCUUCGAGCAGCUUGUUCCAAAAGAAUAUCAUCGACACGCCCACGUCUUCUCCGAAACAGACUCGACUAGGCUUCCUGAACAUAGAGCCUGGGAUCAUGCUAUCGACCUCAAAGCGGACGCUCCCACUACAAUCUGA